Messenger RNA from Aureobasidium namibiae CBS 147.97, 2640 nucleotides. RefSeq lists its product as uncharacterized. Gene Ontology annotation, molecular function: dolichol kinase activity. NCBI's taxonomy places the organism in Eukaryota, Fungi, Ascomycota, Dothideomycetes, Dothideales, Saccotheciaceae. The record is from RefSeq and is a predicted model, not a curated record. Gene Ontology annotation, biological process: dolichyl monophosphate biosynthetic process. The transcript is spliced from 2 exons. Gene Ontology annotation, cellular component: endoplasmic reticulum membrane. The coding region runs from base 1 to 2640 and encodes 879 amino acids.
AUGCCCACCGCCGGCGAUGAACGAGAGCGCUCACCACACCCCUACGCCCGCCGUGGCCGCCGAGCUGCCCGUCCCGAAGACAGCAGCAACUACCAAACUCCAAACAAUCUGUCGAGCGAGAGCGGCACCGAAGCCGACGAUGAGCGACCCUCACAAUACCUGAAGGCCCUGCCGCCGCCCUCAGCACGCCUGACCAAAGGACUCCGACAAGCCGAUGGUACACCCUCUCCGCUGCUCACUCCUUCACAACUCGACAAUCAAGGCACCCAAGGAUACUUUGAUCGCAAGCCGACCCAAACGCCAACAGAGCACGCGGAAGAAAAUGAACUGCUGGUCGCUCGACGGCUGUAUGAAAAGAGGACCAGAGCUGAACGCAUUCGUCGCAUUUCAGAGGGUGCUUUGCUUGCCGUCAUUGGCCUGAUCAUAGUCCUCGCUCCCUCCGUGAGGCAUGCUCUCUGGAACUGGCAUAGAGAGGUCGCCUCCCAGUUGGCCAUUGUUGCCCUCCUGAUUGCUGUAUACCCCCUGAGAGUCAUCAUCUUCUCUCCUUCCGACGAUACGACCCGUCCAAGAUGGCGCCGCUUCCGAGUUCCCGCCUCGUUCGACCCUGCCUCGAUCCUCUAUCCCACCUUUGUCCCUGUCUUGAUCGCCCUCUCUUUGCUGCCUCAAUAUCCUGCUCUACUGCUACCUAAUCUAAUCCUGGGUCUGGCCUCUCUACCGCCUCGCCUAUUUCCUCCUUUAUCUCGUCUCAAAGACAUCAACACGCUUCACUGGAUCGUCUCCACCACACCCCUCAUCUUCUCUGAGAACACCGAGCUGCCCUCCUCUGCAUAUCCUCCAACCCCGUACAAGCUCAAGGCAAGCCAGCCUCCCUUCUUGCAGCCCGAACUGCUCACUCUGCUAUACCCUCUACACCAGGCAUUGUUACCCGCGCUGCACUACUUGACCACAACCAGUCUUCUGGCUGCCGAGAAGCACCUUUUGUCGGCUGGUUUGAUCAAUCUUCUCCUUUUCGCAACCUCACCUCAAACUGCUAUUUUGCGUGCUCUGCUGUGGGUCGGAGGCGUCUGGCUUCUCGUCUUGUGCACUCACGUUGCACGCUGGAACGUAGCUCUCGCACGUGUCCCUCGAUGGAGGUUUCGACGAACUGCCUCCAAGCCUGGUCGUUCGUCUCACAUCAAACAGGACCUUGCCUCGAUGCUCACAAGGUGGAUCUAUCCCUUCACGCGUUACGAGAAUGACGAAAGCGAUACCGAUGAGCAUGUGCCUAUCCAGAAAGUUCUGUCGCAGACUCGCAAGUCGCCCAAGCUGAGUAUCAAUACCGCCUCGACUGGCCACGAUUUUGACGAACCACAAUCAGCUGUUGAAGCAAAUCUUCCUCCGCAUCGAGACUCUGUUGUGGAUGCGAAUGACUUCUCUAGGAAAAGAAGGCAUACCAUUGCGAGUACGGAUGCUCCUACGUCAUUGGCAGCCGCAACUCCGAGCGCAGGUGCUCAGCGCAAACAUCGUCGAUUCCGAGAUUGGCAUCUGAACCUGACGCCUGAGGGUGCUUUCAUGUACAAGUGGGCAUAUGCCAUCUACAUCAUCACGACAAUCGCCUUCGUAAUCUUGGUCCCGGUGCGGAGAACAAUCUCCGAAGCUGCUCUGAACUCUGCAGAGCCCGUCGUCUGGGCAUUCGAGUAUCUGUUCUCGGAUAUACCAACAUUCUUCAACGCUUUCUCCUCCAGAGUCGACCGCAUUGCAUACAAAGAUGAAAUUCUGCAAAAUCUGUCGUUUCACGGUUCUUCUGUUCCUGGUGUGAGAGCUGCGGUGGGUGCGGCUAAUACACGACUUCUCAUCGUUGCAUACUGGGCAGCCGUCCUCUGUAUCGGCCUCGUCGCAGUCUUACGUCUCACCCCCUUUAUCGAAGUCGACACACGACGAAAAGUCUUCCACGCCGUCAUGGUAUCUAUGCUUCUACCCUCCAUCUUCGUGGAUCCUUGCUUUUGCUCCUUGGCUCUGGGCAUCGUACUCGCCAUCUUCUUGAUCUUGGAAAUCAUCCGUGCAGGCCAGGUACCACCGCUGGGGAUUGCGAUUGGCAGAUUCGUGGCGCCCUAUGUGGACGGAAGAGAUCUCAGAGGACCUAUGGUUGUAAGCCACGUCUUCUUACUCAUCGGCUGUGCUAUUCCACUCUGGCUUUCCCUCGCUGGCAUCGGCAGAACCAUCACUGGAAAAUGGCCAGGCUGGGAAACCGAAAAUCAAGUCCGCGAGGUUGCCAUGGUGGCAGGAGUCAUUUGCGUGGGCAUGGGCGACGCGGCAGCCAGUCUCAUCGGCAGACGCUUCGGUCGCUGCAGAUGGCCUUGGAUCGGCGGCAAGUCUCUCGAAGGCAGCACUGCUUUUGCCGUUGCCGUUACCGUUGGUUUGUUGUUUGCAAAGCUUUGGGUCAGAUUUGGGGGUUGGAGUGAGGUGUUUGUUUCUGCCUCUUCUGCCAACAACACUUCUGGGUUCUUUGGGCAUGAUGUAAAAGGGUGGGGUAUAGAGGUUGGCAAGAUGUUUGUUUGUGGCUGUGGAGCGAGUUUUAUGGAAGCGGUGUUGACGGGGGCUAACGACAAUGUUGUUGUUCCUGUUGCGCUGUGGCUCUUGGUCAAGAGUGUGGGUGUUUAG